AUGACUAGGCCUAAUAACUGCGCAAACGAGCUAUAUAGUGGUCAUGUCCACCUUAGAUUUUGGUCUCUCUGGGCCUCGCCAGAGGGCUUUGCAGGAUAUGAUCAAGAAGGGAAUGUCUUGAGCAAAGACGGCGUCUUGAAAAGUAUUAGGAAAGUUAUUAGAGAAACUGCAGGCAAAAAGACGAACAUCUACGUGGUGAAACAUUCUCUUAGAGGAGCUGUGUUGAGGUAUAGU
This is a messenger RNA of Didymella exigua CBS 183.55, 234 nucleotides long. RefSeq lists its product as uncharacterized. NCBI's taxonomy places the organism in Eukaryota, Fungi, Ascomycota, Dothideomycetes, Pleosporales, Didymellaceae. The record is from RefSeq and is a predicted model, not a curated record. The annotation marks the transcript as partial. The transcript has a single exon.